Molecule: messenger RNA, 2038 nt
Organism: Callithrix jacchus (white-tufted-ear marmoset)
Lineage: Eukaryota; Metazoa; Chordata; Mammalia; Primates; Cebidae
Gene: TMEM163
Product: transmembrane protein 163
Cellular component (GO): synaptic vesicle membrane
Molecular function (GO): zinc ion binding
Source: RefSeq, a predicted model, not a curated record
CCGCGCGGCUCUCCGCUCCUCCCCCCCCCCCCGCCCGUGCACCUCCACUCCGCGGCGCCCGCCCGCCGUCUCUCCCUGUCCACGCGGCCCGUCCGUCCGCUGCUCCGCCCGCCGGAGCCGCGGCGCCUCGCACUUCUGACUCGAGUCCCCGCCGCGCUCGUCGUCGCCGCCGCCACCGCCGCCGCCGCCGCCGGGAUCCGCAGCCCCGCGCCAUGGAGCCGGCCGCAGGCAUCCAGCGCCGCAGCUUCCAGGGGCCGGCCGUCCAGCCGCCGCCUCGGGGCCACGCGCCCCCGGCCGCCGCCCCCGGCCCGGCCCAGCUGAGCUCCCCGACGCGCGAGCCGCCGCAGCUGGAGGAGGAGCGGCAGGUGCGGAUCAGCGAGAGCGGCCAGUUCAGCGACGGGCUGGAGGACCGAGGCUUGCUAGAAAGCAGCACCCGCCUGAAACCUCAUGAAGCCCAGAACUACAGGAAGAAGGCAUUGUGGGUGUCCUGGUUCUCCAUUAUUGUCACCCUGGCCCUAGCGGUGGCUGCCUUUACUGUCUCCGUUAUGAGGUACAGCGCCUCUGCUUUUGGGUUUGCAUUUGAUGCCAUCCUUGAUGUCCUGUCAUCGGCGAUUGUCCUGUGGCGUUACAGCAAUGCGGCCGCUGUGCACUCUGCCCAUAGGGAGUACAUAGCCUGUGUCAUCUUGGGGGUGAUAUUCCUUCUGUCAUCCAUAUGUAUAGUGGUCAAAGCCAUCCAUGACCUCUCAACUAGGCUGCUCCCAGAAGUGGACGAUUUCCUGUUCAGUGUCUCCAUUUUAAGCGGGAUUCUUUGCAGCAUCCUGGCUGUGUUGAAGUUCAUGCUGGGGAAGGUUCUGACCAGUAGAGCACUCAUAACAGACGGGUUUAACUCCCUUGUGGGUGGCGUGAUGGGCUUCUCCAUUCUUCUGAGUGCGGAAGUGUUCAAGCAUGACUCAGCGGUCUGGUACCUGGACGGCAGCAUAGGCGUUCUCAUCGGCCUCACCAUAUUUGCCUAUGGGGUCAAACUCCUCAUCGACAUGGUGCCGAGGGUGAGGCAGACACGUCACUACGAGAUGUUUGAGUGAAGGGGGCCAGCGUCUGCAUGAGACCAUCGAGGUUAGAAGUUUCCACAUAGGCAAAGGGUGCCAAUAUUUAACUGAACAUCUGGUUUCUUUUUGGAAAUUUUCUUUCACACCGUCUGUCGUUACAAGACAAGGUCUGCCCAGCCAGGUGGAUCUACCUUGCCCCCUUCACUUGCUGCCCCCAUCAAACAUGUUAGGACAACGCCCCUAGGAGGGGACCCGCUUCCCCAUCUCUAGCCGGAACUGACGUUUUCUAUUCUCUGGAAUACGAUGGUUCUCAUGAGGAGGAUGAGACCUUUGCUUGGCAGAAAGGUCUUUGGUGGUGCUCUGAGCCUGCACUGCAUAGGACUGAGCAGACCCGCCGCCUCCAGCCUGUGUGGCCCUGCCCCUCCUGGUUCCAGGUCUCUCCUCUCCUGGCAGGUCUUAAGGGAAGAUUGCACCCCUCACCCUUUAUACACCCAGAACCAUCAGUAUGUCACUUCCUAAUUUCUAUCAGUGUAUCUCAUUAGUUUCAUACUGUUUUACUAAUCCUAAAUCUAAACCGAUUUGCUCAAAAGGAGACCAUUCUAUUUUUUAAAGUACUUAGUGAUAUAUGUAUAAGCUUUGCAUGGACGAAUUCAAUAAGCACAUGACCCUUUCUUGUAUAUUCAGAACCUGAACAUCCAUGUGAAAACUGGAUCAUUUUUGGGAGAUGUGAAACUACAGUUUAUUUGUAAUAAAUAAUUGUAAUCUAUCGAUAUAUGCAUAUAUCUAUAAGCUGUGUUACGUGGUAAUGGUAUAUUACAGUCUGAGAGACGGUUCGCUGCUCCGUAAGGAACAAGACGUUCCCAGCUGAUGUCAUGGUAGGUUUAGAUUCCAUAGCAGUGUUCCCCAACCUGCAACGUUCUGUACCUCUCGCACCACUGCUUGCCCGGGCAGUAGUGUCUGACCAAUAAAGACCUUCACCGUUUUGUAUGGUU